AAACAAAAUAAGAUCGCCUGAAAAUGGUUAGCUUAAUUAACACAAUCGAUACCGGCCAUGAAGAUAUGAUUCACAAUGCCGUUCUAGAUUAUUAUGGAAUGCAUUUGGCAACAUGUUCAUCGGAUGGUUCGGUGAAAAUAUUCGAUGUUAAGAACCGUAAUCAGGUUUUGGUUGCUGAUCUAAAGGGUCAUCAGGGUCCAGUGUGGCAAGUAGCAUGGGCCCAUCCAAAGUUUGGCAAUAUAUUGGCUUCGUGUUCCUACGAUCGUAAGGUGAUAGUUUGGAAAGAAGGUGGUGCCAACGACUGGACAAAACUUUAUGAGUACAGCAACCAUGAUUCUUCUGUUAAUUCUGUGGCAUUUGCUCCCUCCGAAUAUGGCCUUAUGUUGGCUUGCGGCAGUUCAGAUGGUUCCAUAUCCAUUUUGACAUGCAACACAGAGUAUGGCGUGUGGGAUUGUAAAAAGAUACCAAAUGCCCAUACAAUUGGUUGCAAUGCUGUUACAUGGUGUCCCUCCACUGUACCAGAGCCCGCAUUCGACCAAAAAUCUUCCACACGCAGUGCCGGUAUUAAGCGUUUGGCUAGUGGUGGUUGUGAUAACUGUGUUAAAAUCUGGCGGGAAGAGAGCGAUCGUUGGGUAGAAGAAAGUCGUUUGGAAGCCCAUUCCGAUUGGGUACGUGAUGUCGCCUGGGCACCCUCAAUUGGUUUGCCACGUUCACAAAUUGCCUCAGCAUCCCAAGAUCGUCACGUUAUCAUCUGGAAUAGUACUGAUUUUACAACAUGGUCACCAACGAUUUUACACACAUUCGACGAUGUUGUGUGGUCCGUCAGUUGGUCAAUGACAGGAAAUAUUUUGGCCGUAACUGGUGGAGACAAUAAAGUAACCCUCUGGAAGGAAAAUAAUGAAAAUCAAUGGACCUGUAUCAAUGACGAUGCUUCGGUGGCAGGUGGCCAACAAUCCGAACAACGAACAUUGUGAAUUG
This is a messenger RNA of Musca vetustissima, 978 nucleotides long. It is a transcript of the gene Sec13, whose product is annotated as protein SEC13 homolog. Lineage: Eukaryota; Metazoa; Arthropoda; Insecta; Diptera; Muscidae. The coding region runs from base 24 to 974 and encodes 316 amino acids. The transcript has 2 exons. Gene Ontology annotation, biological process: COPII-coated vesicle budding; protein import into nucleus; positive regulation of TOR signaling. The record is from RefSeq and is a predicted model, not a curated record. Gene Ontology annotation, molecular function: protein binding; structural molecule activity. Gene Ontology annotation, cellular component: nuclear pore outer ring; COPII vesicle coat.